Gymnodraco acuticeps is the source of this 1531-nucleotide messenger RNA. Its product is annotated as protein Fer3. The transcript has 2 exons. Lineage: Eukaryota; Metazoa; Chordata; Actinopteri; Perciformes; Bathydraconidae. The record is from RefSeq and is a predicted model, not a curated record. The coding region runs from base 203 to 817 and encodes 204 amino acids. Gene Ontology annotation, biological process: regulation of transcription by RNA polymerase II; developmental process. Gene Ontology annotation, molecular function: DNA-binding transcription factor activity, RNA polymerase II-specific; RNA polymerase II transcription regulatory region sequence-specific DNA binding; protein dimerization activity.
AAGUGUUCUUAAGAGCUCCCUUUCAGCCUUUAGAAUUGGCCAGAGCAACCCGCCGAGCAACAUGGAGGCCCUGGAAGUAUUUAAUCAGGGAGAUGUGCCCAUGUGGGUGUCACACGGCAGAGAUUCAGGCACAUGCAGGUAGACAGUAUCGAGAAUCUGCUGUGUGCCUUCAGAGACUUGGAAAGAUCGUAUCAUUUUAAAUAUGGAGGACGUGCUUUGUGACUUGGAUCAGGACGGCACUACUGAUUAUGCAUUUUGGGGACAAAUGGACCAAAACUUCCAGUUCCAGAGCCAGCUAGAUACGUUCCUGCUGGACUACAACUCCGCUGGCCAGCUCUCACCCUGGUCCAACUUCGGCAGUCAGUCCAUGUUUCCGGACGCACAGCUGACCUUAACCGACCUCGACAUGCAGUCUCCGGGGGAAGACGCGUGCGCUGAAGGGGAAACGUCCUCCAUGGACGACCCCCUGGAGGUGACCAAGCACAGGGCGCGGCGCCUCUCUUCUCACCCGCCCUAUAAGGUGCAGCGGCACGCGGCCAACAUCCGCGAGAGGAAGAGGAUGCUGAGCAUCAACUCCGCCUUCGAGGAGCUGCGCUGCCACGUGCCCACCUUCCCCUACGAGAAGCGGCUGUCCAAGAUAGACACCCUGAGGCUCGCCAUCGCCUAUAUCGCCCUGCUGAGGGAGAUCCUCGUGUCGGGCUGCGACCCCAAGUCCUACGUAGACGACUGCAUGAAGAGUGGCUACAAGAAUCACACCAACGCCAUCUGGAACACAAGCGACCUGACAGCCCGCCUCUCUUGGAUAAAGUGGGAUUAACUGAGGAACAUGGGGGCGCCCUGAGAGGGGAGAUGGCAGCGGGGGGAGGUUCAGAUUGGUUUCUCUGUCCCUCUCUGUCUACAUGUCAAAGAAAGGCGUUCGUCCCGUAUGACCGACAUCUGCAGACUUCUCAUCGGGUCACACACCUCAGGCUUUUCUAAAACCUCACCCCCCGUCCUCCGUGGCUUUUAAUAUUCUAAUUUCUUGUUGACUGGUUAAUUGAGAGCCAUUGUUUCUGAGGCCAGGGGGGGGGGAGAGGGUGGGCAUUGUUUGCCCAAAUAGAUGGCACUUGUUCCAGCGGGAGAGGGGCACACUGGCAUGAGGCUGAAUGGACUUCCUGAGGGCUCAUACUUCUGCAUGAAGCAACUGAAGUGUUUUCUGGACUCGCGCUCAUUAGUGUGCGAGGCAAUGUGUUAAAAAGAGCCUUGAUCAUGUAAAUGAGACAAUGGGCGUGAGAAGCAGAUCAGCGCGAUGUGUUUUAGCAUGUCAGGUGCAAACAUGGCAAUAAGGCUAUAGUGUUUCAUGUGAAAACUCUAUAAUCUCUUGUUUUAUUUAUUUAUGUAUUUAUUCCUUAUUUUGUGUAUUUAUGACAAAUACUUUUUCGGACACGUAUUUUUUAACAUAUGUCUAUUAUUUAAUUUCUUUUUAUUGUGAUUUAUUGUACAUUUUAAGCUAUUUCAUGCUAUGUAAAAGUGUAUUUAUUUCUUAAAUGGA